Molecule: messenger RNA, 852 nt
Organism: Limulus polyphemus (Atlantic horseshoe crab)
Lineage: Eukaryota; Metazoa; Arthropoda; Merostomata; Xiphosura; Limulidae
Product: transcriptional regulator ERG homolog
Exons: 3
Coding region: 1-852 (283 amino acids)
Biological process (GO): cell differentiation; regulation of transcription by RNA polymerase II
Cellular component (GO): nucleus
Molecular function (GO): sequence-specific DNA binding; DNA-binding transcription factor activity, RNA polymerase II-specific
Source: RefSeq, a predicted model, not a curated record
AUGCUAAAAUCCGAGGCUCGAUUCUCCAUAGUGGACAAAUCAACAUCAUCAUCUACCACACGUGUAAAGAAAUGGUCAUCAUCAUCAUCAUCAUCUACCACAUGUGUAAAGAAAUGGUCAUCAUCAUCAUCAUCUACCACAUGUGUAAAGAAAUGGUCAUCAUCAUCAUCAUCUACCACACGUGUAAAGAAAUGGUCAUCAUCAUCAUCUACCACCAGAAGGAAUUAUUGUCAAGCUGUUUACAAGGUGAACAGCAGCAAACAUGUGAUAAAUUGUGAUAGGAAGACUAAGCUGCAUACGUUAUGUGUUCGAAGUGGUCAGAUUCAGCUUUGGCAGUUCCUAUUAGAUCUGCUUUCUGAUUCUGACAAUACCAACUGCAUUAUAUGGGAAGGAACCAACGGAGAAUUCAAACUCACAGAUCCUGAUGAAGUUGCUCGCCGCUGGGGGGCGCGUAAGUCGAAACCGAACAUGAAUUAUGACAAAUUAAGCCGAGCUUUACGAUAUUACUAUGACAAAAAUAUAAUGACUAAAGUACAAGGGAAAAGAUACACGUACAAGUUUGAUUUCCAUGGUUUGACUCAAGCUCAUCAGCCUAAUACAGGAGACACCGCAGCUUGUAAGUUACUCUUUCCGGCAUACCAUUUUAAUACAGUAAACAUAGAUCAUUUGAGUGCUAGAUCUAUGGGACUUACCAGUAAUUCUCAACCUUCUCUGUUUGGGUCAGCAACGGUUCCUGGUCACUACUGGUCAACUGGACCAUCUGAUUCCUGUAAUCUGAACCCAUACAUUCCUAGUCAUACUAUUCCACGUCUUGGUCAUCGAGCAAACGGAUUAGGUAGUUAUUAUGCAUGA